AACCCUCCAAGCGGCCUAGGCAUGCGCUGUUGCGGCAGAGUCUGCCCCCCCCCACGACGCCCUAUUCCAUUUGGACGCCGGGCCUCUGCCAGCCCGGCCCUGACGAGCAUGUGCCUCGACAGCGAGUCGACAAUUGGCUCUCCACUCCGCUCUACUCCGGACGGACGACUUCUCCGCCCAGCCACUUUGCGCGUCCCGCCGGCUCGCCACGCCUCCGUUGCAGCCCUCCCGACGACGACUGUCGCCAUCCUCCGUCGCUCAGCCUCCCCCACGACAGCCCCAGGCAACCAGGUCCUGUUGCCGGGCGACGCCGUCGUGCCACCGCGCAGACUGCCGCCGACGCCGAGCUCGCCGGCCUGGCCACAUCGUCGCCCAGCCUCGCACCUCUCGCGACGCCGCCGUUGCCGUUGUUGCCGCCGGUGAUGGCCCUGCAGACGUCGUUGCCAGUGGCUGCGAACCACGAGGACUGCAAAAGGCGGACGAGCGGUUUAGCCGCGGGCGCCGUUCGAGUGCACAGAAUAAGAUGGGUCUGUUCAUCUAUUCUCUCCUUGCAUACCAUCUCUCUUUUGGGGCAUCAGUGGCAUAGCAACAGCAGCAGUAAUGACGAUACUGACGCUAAGAUGAUGAUGAUGGUGACGACAAUGUGUAUGAUGAUGUUGAUAAUAAGAAUGAGAAUGAGGUUGGUGGCGGUGGGAAUGAUUGCAAUAAUAGUAAUAAUGACGAUUUCGAAGAUAUUAUUAUUAUUGAGAAUUGUAAAAAUUACAAUAAUGCUGAUAAUAAUUGUAAUAGUUGUGCAAAGAGUAACUGUGUUUCCAUCAAUCUUGUGA
Messenger RNA from Protopolystoma xenopodis, 827 nucleotides. The record is from the annotation of a GenBank genome assembly. Lineage: Eukaryota; Metazoa; Platyhelminthes; Monogenea; Polystomatidea; Polystomatidae.